Messenger RNA from Schistosoma bovis, 9292 nucleotides. The record is from the annotation of a GenBank genome assembly. NCBI's taxonomy places the organism in Eukaryota, Metazoa, Platyhelminthes, Trematoda, Strigeidida, Schistosomatidae.
CAGAAAUGACUAAUUAUUAAAAGGUUAUUCCUUGCGACAAUAAUAACCCAAGAAAAUACUACAAAUACUUAGGAUUUACCUGUGACUUGACAUUUCGUUGAGCUUUACUACAGUUGUUGGGAUCAAAGAUCAAAUUACAAAGCAACAACAGAGCCAACGUGUACACUACAAAACAGAGAACGCUAAAUUAAUGGUUUUGGUAUUUAUUUCGUGCUUUUUUAUGUAGCAUAACAUGACUUAUAUAUGAAAAAACUUGGUACUCAUGCAAUCCAACCAACCCACGGCAAUUGAAAUACGGAAUGACCGCCUCUAGUCAAGCCGUUCAAGGUCGUUGAAACGAAAGGGCGGGCACAUUUCAAAAGGACCUAACGUUUAAACCUUGCCUGACUAUCACGAACAUAGUGCUUUUCUUGGGGUAUUUGCAAUAGCGCUGACUUCAUAAAUUCUGCUCGGAUCAUGUCAUAUAAUUGUAAAACAAUAAAUCAUACGAUAAAAUGUGUCAAUCUGAAACGCAGCAAAACUUUCAGCCCGUCACCUGUUCCUGAUAAUUUGGAUUCUGCUUCGCCCACUGUUCAACAAUGCAUUUCGUCUUACUACUCACUUAUACAGUGCUUUCAAAUUCAUGACGAGCAAAGGUUUCAUAAGAAAUACUCUUGUUUACCCCUCUCGAAUCUGGACUUGGUUGAAAGUAGAAGUCUAGCACAUGAGAAACGACCGAACAACUUGACAAAUGAAGCUUCGAAAAAUGACACCGCCCAAAUAAAUAAUUAUAAUGUUUUCGGGUAUUCAGGCGGUCCUUUAUUAACACUGACUAAGUCACUGCUGGGUAUACGCGAACCUUUGGAGUGGAAGGAUACUAUCGAAAUUCGUCAGUUAAGUCCUGGAUGCAAAUGGCCAUCUGAGCUACUCAAUCCGAUCAAAAGUCAACCAAAUACAACUUUAUAUCUAUUGACGGAGUUUCUCGAGCUGCAAUUAGAUGACGGUAACCUAGAACCUAUUUUUGGUUCAGCAUUUAUUUACGAUGUUCAUUCGCGCCUUAAAGUUUCGGAAACAUUCCAUUUUGAUACCAAUUCAACGAGAAUGAUGAACUUGUUUAGUGGUAGUAUGACAAACCAGCAACUAGCUUAUCGUGAUGUGACCUCAUUAGCACAGACCUGUUUGUUUCGAAUAAGUAGUCGAUACAAUCUGUCCAACUCAACAGAUCUAAGAAGUAAUAUUACGAAGCCUUAUUUAAAAACACCCUCUGGGGGCUCUGCGGAAAAAAUUGGAGUACACUCGAAUGUUCCUACAAAUGACUGUGAAUCAAAUAAUGACGAUGAUUUUGGUUUAGAAGACGUCCUACUAUUUGCUUCAGAAUGGACUGAGAAGCUUACUUAUAACUCCUGUAAAACAUCUUGUUGUAAAGGCGGAUUGUUUUUAAUUAUUCGAGUAGAGAAGGUAUUACAACAAGGUGAUGUAAAUGAUAUCAUUGAAGGUUAUAAUAAGGAUGAAAAAAAUAAAGAUAAACUGAAAACCACAAUAAACUGGUGUUGUCAACGCUUAGGACGUUAUCGUAUGCCCUUAGUUUGGACUGCUGUUGAUUUAACACCAUAUAUGAUUGAUCCUCGUAAUAAAUUUAUUCAAUCACAAACUGAUGAUACUCAUUGUGCAAAAACAACGGAAUCCAUUAAUCUCAAUAAACAAUAUUCUGAGUUUAAUAAACGAAAUUUAAAUGGUGGCGGUAGUACACGUAGUCGGUCAGUAGAUCCUGCUUUACAUAAUCAUUCAGAGGAUAAUAGUGUUAAUCCUCAUGAUUCAUUAUCAUCAUCAAUAUUUGGUGUAUCGAAUAGUCCAGAGGGUUUCGUAAAAAAAGCAAAAUAUGACUGGAUAAAAGGAAUGGUAACUAGUCAUCAUGAAAAACGCUUUCACCAAAGUAUUUCUAAUUGUUCAAAAAGCGUCGAACAAUCAGAUUCAAUAUACUUUUCACCUAUAGAACUAAAAAUUAGUAAUUUUUUUAGACAAGAAAAAGAUCGAAUAAAUGACGAUGAGUUAUUUCGUCAUGUUAAUGAAAUUCAUCGUCAAACACUAUUUAAUCAUCGACAUGUCAUUUUACCUGGUCCUGGAUCAAAUGGUGUUUUAAUGAACAAUCACGUUGUUACCAAUAAUAACAGUAAUAAUUCAGAGAAUUCUAAUUUAAAUAUUUCCAACUUUUCAUUAAAUCUUUCAUCUGCAUUUAGUCCUACUAGCGGUUCAGUGAGACGUUUCAAAACAAUUUCUAAUAUAUCAUUAAAUAUACGUUUACAUUGGGCGACUUCACAAACUCUUAUCAAUUUGUUAAAGUCAACGAAUCUAAAAAUUGAAAGAUAUUCAAUUUCAAAAAGAAAAGAUGAACUAAAUAGUCAGUCUAGCAUUUUGCUCAAUCCCGAAUGUCUUCCGUACAUUGGUUCUAUUUUUCAAGCAUUUAGUGAUUUUUCUGUUAAUAAAGUUGACAAUAACUCUACAGUGUUUGAACAUAAACCAAAUAUGAUUCGUGAAGUUCUUGAAUUGCCUUCACCAGAUCUAAUGGUCCCAUUUACAUCAUAUCGUAACCUUUUAUAUGUAUAUCCACGAAGUGUUAGUCUUCCUCCUUCAAAACAGGCUUCUUCUCGAAAUAUUACUGUUCGUGUACAAUUAAUGUAUAGUGAUUCUACUGUAACUAAAGUACUUCCGGCUAUAUAUGGCAAAAGCAAUUCUCCUAGGUUUAUAAGCGACGCGUUUACUACAGUUCUAUAUCAUAAUAGAUCGCCAGAAUUUUUCGAUGAAAUAAAAAUUCAGUUACCUGGAAAAUUGGAAGAAACUCAUUAUCUGUUAUUUACAUUUUAUCAUGUAAUUUGUCAAACAAAAAAACUUGAAUCAUCUGCGUCUUUAGAAACCGUAAUUGGUUAUUCUUGGCUACCUUUAUUAGAACAAGGAUGUUUAAAAGAUCGUGAUCUGAAUUUGUUAGUCAGUGUAGAAAAACCAUCCCCAGCUUUGGCAAUGAUUAAGCCGGACAUAAAAUCGAUCUCAGAAAAGUUUUGUAUGGAUGCUUGCAAAUGGGUUGAUGCUCAUCGUGAACUAUUCAGUGUUUCUACAACUGUUGUUUCUAGCGUUUACAUGCAAGAUGCUUCAUUAGAAUGUCUUUUAUCGGCUUGUCAUAUAAAUCGAAUCAAUUCUACCAUUGAAAGUUUUGCUAAUCGAUCUGCUGUUCGUCAACUAUUCUCAUAUAUUCAUAAAACAAGUCUUCAUCAGUUAACUGCAUUUUUCGUACCACUCCUCGAUGGCUUUCUUCGAUUGUUAUUUAAUUGCAUAAUAAGUACAAUUUCAAUCAAAAUGAAUGGUACCAAAUCGAAUAAUAAUGAUAGUAGUAUGGAGAUAAAUAGACCUAGUCUAAUCGCGUUAGAACUGCUCAUUGUAUUUUUGAAUCGUAUUACACGAAGUUUUCCUCAUUUAAAUGAUAGACAUGGAAGAAACCAACUUCUAGUUUCAUAUUUAACUGGCCCACACUUUUUAACUAUUGAAACAGUUUUAGGUCAUUACUUCUCUGGACAUCCGUUAUUUGGAGUACCGAUAGUUUCGGAUUUGGUAAAUCCCGAACAGAUCGAUAAAAGCCUUUUAGCCAAUAUCAUUUUAACUGAACUUAUAAAAAUCUAUCUAUUCAGAACUAAACUCAAUGAUUCUCAAAGUAGUCAAACUUUUUUCCCUUCAUUAUGGUUUCUUUUGGAAUUAUUUAUUCAUUUAUUAGCACAAGAUUGGCACUUGACAAUAGAAGCUAAUGAACCGAACAUCAUUUUACCACUAUAUGAAAACCCUUGUUUUUUGGAAGAUUUAAGUUCAUUUAAUACAUGCCUAACAGAAUAUAUGAUUCGAUACGUUUGUAGUCAAUAUACUAAAAUUUCGGAUGCAGAUUCAACUCAGUGGGAAUCUCAUCGACUAAACAAUCAAAUAUUCUCAUUUUUCCUUUACGAUCUUUUCUCAUUUCUACCUAUCGAGUAUAUUUUUUCUGAAAUAAAAAAUUAUUGGAAUAAAAUUGAUCAACUACUCUCGGAUGCAGAAUUAAAUCAAAUUUCAAGUAAUAAAUUAUUAAAUUAUUUCAAAUUAGAUUUAUUACAAAUAAUUUGUUCACAUAAAGCAUUUUACCUGUUGAAUGAUUGUAAUAAUGACAAUGUUAAUUUCAAUAAUUUAUUACCAGUGAAUUGUGAACGAUUACUUCAAAGUUAUAAGCAAUUAUCCUUAUGCAAAAAUAAUCAUCAAACAAAGCCUUAUAUAAAGUCAAAUUAUAUUCCAUUAGCUACUAUUGAACCAGAAUUCUAUGGAACUGAAGAUAAUCAUCAUCAUUGUCACACUGAUGAUUAUCAUGCAAAAAGUUUAAACAUAAAUAAUGUGAAUGUCUUCAAUAGACAUUUUCUUAUUUCACUAGUUAUUUGUGAAUUGAUCACAGCUUUAAGAUCUGAGGACUCUGACCUUCAAAGACGUGGAGUUGAUGUUCUUUGGAAUAUUCUAUUAAAUAAUGAAUUGGAUUUAGAAAAAGAGACAUCAGAAAAAGAUUCUUCAUCUCAAUCGAUUUCUAACCUAUCUCAACUCACUUACUUUUAUUCCCCAAUACUUAAUAUUACGUGUGAUUCUUUGCCAUGUCUUGUUAAAACAUGGCAUUUAAACCAACUUCGAUCAAAUCGUUCUGCUGAGACUGAAUUUCCCAAACCUAAACAACAAUUUACAUAUGCUACAACAGCAGAUAAAGUGGUUCCUAAUUCAUCGAAUGAUUCUUGUUCAACAGUUCGAGCUUCCGGAAGAAUGAGACGGAUAAGGCGAUCUGCAAAACCUACUAAAUUCUUGGAAUCUGUAUCGGUCGGGAACUUGAAUACUAAAGAACCUGAAAAACCUCGUUCUCCACUACCUAAUGAAGAUUCAGAUGUGAACCUUAUAUUGAAUACCGAAUUGGAUUCUACUAAACCUAUGAAAUAUAUUACAAUGAAACGAUUAUUGUUAAUUAAUGUUUGGAUCCUUAAAUAUAUUCCCGAUUCACUUUAUCAUGAAUGGCUUCAACAAGCUAGCACUAAAGAGCGGAAUCAGCUUUUGUUAUUGAUUUUCUUAAUCGUAGAUGUUUUCGAAACUCACAUUUCCGAAGAUGAUUUACCCCUUAAAGAUAGUUACCCUCUAAGAGAUAGUAGAAAUCAUUCAGAUUAUCAAGUAAUUAAGAAUGAAUCACGAAAUACCUUGGAUCAAAAUACUUCAUCAAAUGAUCAUAUUUCUGUUGAUCGAUCCCUUAAAAAAUCACCUCAUGAUUCAAUUAUCAAGUUGAAAUCUCCAUCAGUUGAUUGUACUUUGUCAAGUCCUUAUGUUCAUCAAAAUAACAACACUUCCUCAAGUCAACAAUAUCAUUCUCGUCCAACUUUACUAAAACUCAGGACUAAAUUUACAAGAUCUAAUAGUUUUUCACUGGGAUCAUAUUCAAAUGAUACAGAUUUGUUUAGCUCAAAUCAAGAUUUAAAUGUUCUACGAAGUAUUUUGGUUUCUAAUGAUGUUGUUAUGGUUUUGUGCAAUUCGUUGGAUGCUACAAUAGAAGGAUUAUGGCAAGCGGACACGGCACUUGGCCAACCUGGCUUAAGUUUAUUCACACUUUAUAAUUAUCCAUUUAAUUGUAUUCUACCUUACAAGAAAUCGAAUUCGAUUAAUAAUGAAAACAAUACCUCUACAAGCCAAUGUCUUAUCAGUUGUAUUAUUCGUAUUAUCUUAUAUGUACUUGGUUUAAAUCAAAGCUCAGUGAGUUAUCAACGCAUUCUGCUUUCCUUGAAACGUAUCAUAUCACGUUUCCCUAGCUUCUUAUUUGAAGAUAAUCCGGAAUUUUGUUCUGUUUCAUGUCAUCAUUUAUUACGGUUAUGUACAAUGAAAGAAACAACUGUUCGCGACGAUGCUGUAGAUACAUUAUAUUUUUUAAUAAAAAAUUAUUAUACACUAACUAAAAAUCUAUCUUUUGUCAAAGUACAUCUUUAUUUAACAUUUAAUUCAUUUUUUACAAAGUUAAUUAAUAGUGGAAUGAUCAUAUCAAAUAAUUCACUAAUGAAUAAACAUUUAAAUAAUAAAAUGAAUACUGAAAAUAUUCAUUUCACAUUAUCGUCUACUUUGUUAAUGAAAGCAUAUUUAAUUGAUUCAUUACAUUAUUUAAAACAUUUAACUUUAUCAGAUGUUGAUUCUAACUUAUCAACUAAAUUAAUUAAUAACAGUAACUAUGAAGAAACAAUGUUUGAUUCAGAAAGAUACAUUGAACCAUUUAAUUUAACAUCAUUAUCAUUGAAUAAUAAUGACGAUGGGUAUAAUACGGUUUCUGGAAUAACUACAACACCAAUGACAGUGCCAACAAUACCAUUUAUGUCAAAUAUUCCCACUACAAAUUUUACUUUACAAAUUAGCCAACUAGUAGAUAAUUUAAAUUAUUUAUUAAAUGAUGCUAUACGAUUACAAGAUGCAAUACAUGUUGUAUAUAAACGACAACAGGAACAAUCGAAUGAUUGUUUUAAACAAACAGUGAAUGAAGAUACACUUUCAAUGAUUGAUUUAUUACAUUCUAUAUCACAUAGAAACCGUGCAUCACCGGAAUUACGAUUGUAUUGGAUUUUACAAAUUGCUGAGAAACAUUAUGAACUUUCUCAAUUUGCUGAAGCUUCUCAGUGCUUAGCACAUUGUACAGCUAUUGUCGCUGAACAUAUGAUUAAUCGAGGUUGUAGUCCAUCUGGACUAUCAUCAGCUGGAUGUGCAGAUAUUGCUGAUGCUGUACAAAAUCUAAAUAUACUUGAAGAAAGUUGUGCGUGCGGCUUUCCUAAUACAAGUGUAUUCGAUAAGUUCAGUUGUUCUACACCGAUAAUUCUACAAGAUUUAUCAUCUCUUAUGCCUUUAGAUGUUUCUUGGCAUUUUACAAUCCCUGGAUUUAUGGCACUAAUAUCCUGGACAGCAGAAUCAUUUGCAAAAGCUGGCUUUUAUGAAAUAGUUCCAUGUUUAUAUUCUCGCCUUGUGCUUUUGUUGCAAUCAAGUAAUGAUUAUGGACGUCUAGCAGAGAUCCAUGGACGAAUAAGAGAUGCAUAUACCGUACUGAAUAAAAAUCAGAAUACUAAAAGAAUGUUCAGUAGUUAUUUCCGUGUUGGUUUUCAUGGAAUUAUUUUUGGUGAAUUAAACGGUAAAGAUUUUAUAUAUAAAGAAGCUCCAUUCACGAAAUUGGCUGAAAUCACUCAUAGACUUCAAGCAUUUUAUGGAGAUAAAUUUGGUCAAGACAGGAUAGUCAUCAUUAAAGAUUCAAAUAUUGUAGACGAAAAACAAUUAGAUAGUGAUAAAGGUUAUCUUCAAAUCACUUUUGUGGAACCAUAUUUGGAGGAUUUUGAACUUCGAAGACGUACAACUAAAUUUCAUUGUAAUUAUGGUCUAAGUAAGUCAGAGACUAGUUUUCUUUUUAAUUUUUAUCCUUUCAUUAUGUCACUGUAAUUUAACUAAUCAUACCAUAGUUGUAUGAGACAGAAAUAUCAAAUCUUAAUUGCCCCUAGAUAUUUUCAAUGAAAGUCAAAUGUUUCCGACCAUGUAACUGAUAUAUUAUGAUCAUAGUUUCUCAUUAAAAACAUAUUAGAAGUUGUAUAUGUACAGUAUUAAAUACAUUUUUUUAUUUGUAGACUUACAAAAUGUUAAUUUAUUAGUGAAAAUAACUAUUAUUUAGGAGAACUUAAAUCUGAAACCAUAGGAUGAUAUGAAAGUUAAUAUUUUUGAUCCCCAUUAACCCUUAUCUCACAUUCACUACACUGAUGUACUUAUGAGUAAGAACAUAAAAACAUUUACAAUCGGUAUUAGAUUAACUUACUGAUUACACAAUAGAACAAUCUCGCUAGAUUACCUUGACAGUAUUGCCUUUUAACUGAGAUCAUGAACCGAUCACUGGUUGUCUAACUUUCAUCGGCUCAUGAUCUCAAUUAAAACUCAACAAUAUCCACAACCCUAUACUAAGUAUUACCCUUAGUUUAUUGAGUUGUAAACAAUGUAAACUUACUAAAAAAUACGAUAUUGAUUGAAUAAAUCUAUAAAAUGCCAUUAUCUGCUAUACUCAUUGUAGGACAACAAUCUAUAUUUCUCAAUGUCAGACCCACCUUCAUAUCAUUGGACAGGACUGUUCUCUGCGAUUGUUUGUUGAUGGAUGAGCCUGAGAAGCUCAUUGACAUCCUGAAGUUUCGUUAUAUAAACACCUCAGGCAGAUUGAAGGGAUAUAACCACCUCUCUCCAUUGUUUUAUUCAAGCGAUGAGAUCAGGUAGGGCUGCCAAAUCUCAUCAAUCCUCAUUAACUCUACCAUCGAUAGGAUUCUGAAAGCACCUCUGAUGUCAGUAGGUAAUUGUGAUGUUGAUCUGUUAACUGGAGAAAUUCUCGACCUUCAGUGUGCAGAUGUCGUUUUACUGUUUGCUGAUACUCAAGUCAUGCAAUCAGCGCCUAGUCAAUUGGUAAUGAAUGUCCUUAAGUAUGGCAUGUGCUUUGCACCUUGUAAGUCCAAAGUGCUUCUAAAAGACUAGCAGAAACCUGUGCCUGCACUCGCACUUGGUAGUGAGCGGUUAUACAAAGCACAGUAGCUUGAAGAGUUAUCGGGAAUGUUUCGGAAUAAAAGCCAGUGCCAAUCUGGCUGUAAUUUCCCUUCAUUAUCUUCAUAGAAGUGAGCGGAACUUCUCUAGCCAAAAGGAUUUGUAGUUACAGCUUUCUUAAUUGAACUGCUUCUCCCAUUAUUUGUUUUUCUCCUCUUUACUCUCACACACCUAUUAUUUUGCUAUUUUUCUUUACUACACUCAUCUUCCCGAUUCUUUCUAUUCAUUAUCUCACUUAUUGCGUGAAGUUAAAUAGUCUACAUACCAUAGGGACAAAGUAAACUUUCCCUGUUUUUAGUGUAUGGAUCAAAGAAAUAUAUUUACAGAUUACAUGUGAAUAAGGUUGAUUAAUUAAACAAAACAAAAAAACCAGUUAAGAAAAAGAACGAUUUGACAAUGCUACUUUCUCUAAUAUUUUAUCUUAAACAAUUAUUAACAAUCUAUUUGUAGUUGAAUAUUUUGUUAUACUGUCUCUCCUUAAAAUCUCUUCAAUUUUUUUCGUAAUGAACUAAACUUAAUUCCUAUCCAUACGACAAUAUAAACACAGUAUUUACCUAAUGUAAAUAGAUUGGAAUUCAUUUACUGAAGAGUUGGUACAUUUCUAUUUUAGUGUGUUAAUUCAAAAUUUAGUAUUUUAUUGUGAAGGGAUUUUACUAUCACUUUUUUUCAGAGCGUUUUGUUCUUUCUCUACCGU